Messenger RNA from Danio aesculapii, 8865 nucleotides. It is a transcript of the gene gigyf1a, whose product is annotated as GRB10 interacting GYF protein 1a. The record is from RefSeq and is a predicted model, not a curated record. The transcript has 26 exons. Gene Ontology annotation, biological process: insulin-like growth factor receptor signaling pathway. NCBI's taxonomy places the organism in Eukaryota, Metazoa, Chordata, Actinopteri, Cypriniformes, Danionidae. The coding region runs from base 804 to 3890 and encodes 1028 amino acids. Gene Ontology annotation, molecular function: protein binding.
AGGACGGCCAUCUUCCCUAAAACACAAACAACAAGAGCGUACUAGACAUCAACACGCAACGACCAUUGGAGAGGGAGAUAGAGCGCUAAAAACAGUCCAAACGGAACACGAUUCUCGAGGAGGAGCACAGAACACCGACAGCUGCACAUGCAUCCAAAGUGAAGAUCGUAGAGUUCGACGGGGCGACUGGACAGUACAACCGCAUCGACAGCUCCAGAAAGACGAUAAAGGAGGGAGAGGGACUGUCGGCGUGAGGAGAGGGUCACCAUCUGGGACCUGGUCCACACAGCAUUGCCAGUAUAACAGAAAGAGUUAGAAAGGCGCACACACAAAUAGAGAAAGAGAAAAGCUUAUCUGGGGUCAUACCUGCUUCUGGCAGCUGUAUAGUCAACAAGUUAGUCUCUUUUUUUGUUUGUCUAUUUUUUGUUCUCUGCAGUCAAUCGACUUUAGACGUCAGUAUCAAAGCUGCAGUUUUGCAGUCCAGCAGGUAUUAUACAUUUUAGAGGGUUUUCAUUUAUUUUUUUGAUUUCCGUUAGUGUUUUAUUUGUUUGUUUGUUUGUUUGUUUUCAUUGGCUGUGAACAAGAGUGCGCUUAACCUGUCAGACCUUUUGUAUUUUUGCUCUCUUGCACAUACACACUAUAUAAGGCAGCUAUAAACCAUCUUCUCUCUUAAGUUGGCUACUCUAAAAUACACAUAUACACACCUUUCAACCCUCUCACUCACACCCAGACCUGGUCCAGCCUAUUCUUGCCUGCGCCACUCCCCUGGACAGGAAUUUCACCUCUGAGAAGGAAGGAAGAAUAUGACUGCUGAAACACUUAACUUUGGCCCAGAAUGGCUUCGUGCACUUUCCAGUGGAAGCAGCUUGUCUUCCCCUCCUGCCUCUCCUGCUAUGCCAAAGUACAAGCUGGCCGAGUAUCGAUACGGCCGAGAGGAGAUGCUAGCACUUUAUGUCAAAGACAACAAGGUCCCAGAAGAAAUGCAGGAUAAGGAGUUUGCUGCUAUUCUGCAGGAUGAGCCUCAGCAGCCUCUGGCACUGUUGCCUCUCACCGAAGAGGAGCAGAGGAACUUCUCCAUGUCUGUCAACAGUGUGGCUGUGCUGAGGCUUAUGGGCAAAGGGGGCGGGGCCGUCCCUGCUGGGGUGAACCGAGGCAGAGGCAGUGUGAGAGGCGGCAGAGGUCGAGGAAGAGGAGAGAGCGGAUUCUACCAAAGAAGCACAGAGGAAGGAGAAGGCGGUUUUGCUCGUAGCGUUCGAGAGAUCCAUCGGAGCCAGAGCUGGGAUGACCGAAGUGAAAGACGUUUUGAGAAGCCCCUGCGGAGGGAUGGAGUGCGUGUUGGUUUUGAGGAAGGGGCUCCGGGUGUCAGAAAGGAGUUCAUGCGCUCUGAUAGUGACAACUGGCGCACACUGAGAGAGGAGCAGGAGGAGGAGGAUGCGGGAGAGACCGCUGGCGUCAGCUGGAGACUCACUGUUGCAAAAAGAGAAGAUGGUGGUCCACGCUCGGCUGGCUGGCGAGAACAUACCGGUCCUGGUGAAGUUCGCCGCAGGAAGUUUGACUUUGAUUUCCGGGAUGGAGGGAACGAGGGAGGCCGAAGAAGAGCAGGCAGUGAAGGAGCAGAGGACGACCGAGACGGUCUGCCUGAGUGGUGCACUGAUGAAGAAGAUGGAGAAAUGGGAACUUUUGAUUCAUCUGGAGCGUUCAUGUCUAUUAAGAAGGGCUCGAAAGAUCCAAUUCUAGAAGAGGAGUUCCAGGGGUUAGAAGAUGAGGAAGAGGAAGAUGCUCAUCAAGAGAUGAAGAAUGGCAUGGGUGCUGAAAAAACUGAGAAAGAUGUCAUCGACUCUGCUGCAGUCUCUGAAACUGAAGUGAAACUGGUUUCUCCUUCAACUUCUCCUCCUCUUCCUCCCUCUCUUCCUGCUCCCGUCUCCGAAGCUCUGCCCUCUGCUGCCCCCUCUGGCCUGGAGGAGUCUCCGCCUGCCCCCUCCAUUCCCCACAAACUACCAAGUGAAGUGUUAUCAGAGGCCAUGUUAGAUUUGAGCCCCAGUGCCUCCUCCAGUCUGCCUUCAUCGCCUCCCUCUUUGUCCUCUGCUGCUACUGACCUCCCGCCACCGGGAGGUGAUAUCGAGGACGACGAGGGCAUGAAGCACCUGCAACAGGAGGCAGAGAAGAUGGUGGCUGCGCUCCAGGACACGUCUCUAGAAGAAGAGUGCUUCACCCAGACUCUUCAGGAGAGCAGAAACACGGCCUCUGCUCUUCCUCUCUCCCACGACUCGGCCAUGAAAUGGUUUUACAAAGACCCGCAAGGAGAGAUUCAGGGUCCGUUCAGUACAGUGGAGAUGUGCGAGUGGUUUCAGGCAGGGUACUUCGCCAUGAACCUGCUGGUGAAGCGCGGUUGUGAUGAGGGAUUUCAGCCGCUGGGGGAAGUCAUUAAGAUGUGGGGGCGUGUGCCUUUUGCCCCUGGACCCUCCCCUCCGCCGCUGCUGGUGAGGAAUCAAGCCCAGCUUCACCCUCAACCACCCCGCGGGGCAACCGGUAAUAUGGAUCAGGAGCGGCUGAAGAAGCAGCAGGAAUUGGCUGCUGCCACGGCUCUUUACCAGCAACUCCAACAACAACAGCAGCAGCAACAGCAGCUGUUCCAGCUCAUCAACAGGUGUGGAGAGCAGGGUAUGAUACCUUCGUUAAACAGGUCGAUGUCAGUGCCAGAUACAGGGUCCAUGUGGGACAUGCAUACCUCAGCCUCACAGCCAGCAGGCGGUGAGGCCAGUAUAUGGGACUUAAUGAAUUCUUCAUCUCAGGGUCCAAUUCUAGAACAGCUUCAGAAGCUACAGGAGAGAAGAGAAGCUGAACUCAGGGCCAAGCGCGAGGAAGAGGAGAGAAAACGGAGGGAUGAAAAAAGGCGAGAGGAGCAGAAAAGGAGAGAAGAAGAGGAGCAUUACAGGCGCAAGCAGCAACAGGAUUUGCUGAUGAAGUUGCUCCAACAGACUCCCCGUCAGGGCUCCUCUAGCUCCGGGUCAAGCUGGAGUGCAGGACCCAUCUCUGGGCUGGGAAAGCAGUCCAAGCCCCUCAACCUCCUGGAUGUCCAGCAGGAGGCUGAAAGAAUGCACAAACAACAGCACAGAGUCCAGCAGCAGAGGUGGAGCGAUGCCUCUUCACUGUGGGGCGCAUCUGGAUCUUUAGAAGGAAAGGUGGGAGGCAGUGGCAGCUCCUCUGGAGGAGGGAUGGGUGUCUGGGACGAGGCCCUGAAGAACCAGAGUGCUCUUCGCAACAACAUGGGCCUGAAGAACAGUCGCAGCAGCCCCUCGCUCAGCGAACAGUACAUGAUGAGGGGCCGUAAACGCACUGAGGAGGAGGAGCGGCUGCUGAAGCUCCUACAGGGGAUGAAGUCUCAGGACGGCUUCACCACCUGGUGUGAACAGAUGCUGCAUGCGCUCAACACCUCCGCCAAUAACUCGUCCUCCUCCCAGGAUGUGCCCAUCAUUGUGGCGUACCUGAAGGAUUUGGAGUCCCCGUAUGAGGUGUUGAACUUUAUCUGCUCCUACCUGGGCGACACUGUCGAAGCCAAUGAAUUCGCCAGACAGUUCUUGGAGCGCCGUGCCAAACAGAAAGCUAACCACCAGAGACAGCAGCAGCAGCUCUCCAAAGAGAUGGCUGGGCUCAGCAUGAACAACUUUCCUCUGCAGGAUUCUGUGCGAGGAAUGAACCCCAGUGCCCUGCAGUCUAUGUUCCAGGCAGUGCAUUCUGGGAAGGGCGGUGGUGUCUAUGAUCAGGCAGCAAAGCUGAAGAAGAAACCGCCCACGAUGCUGCACUCUGACCCAAGCAUCUUAGGGUACUCAUUCCAUGGUGGCCCUGAUCGGUAUGGUCUAAACGAGAUGGAGAUGGUGGAGGAUUACUGAAUCCACAGCAAUAGCUACACGAGGCCUUUAAUCCCGCGGGUCCACCUAAUCAGACUCCGCAAGUCGAAUGUGCACUGCUUAGAGGGGGAGGGACUGGGCAUAAGCCAGGAGUAAGGUAUCAGUUCAGGGGUGGGUGGGUUUUUGCGCUGGGAAUAGAAGAAUGUAAUUCAACAGGGAAGGGAACAGGUGUGAAUUUAUUUUUGUGUGUGUGCGUGUGUUUGGGGGACGGGGGGUGAUAAAGUUCUGGCACUUACAGCAUUAAGCACCUUACACUCAGACUAAUGCACUUUAUUAAGAUGUAAUUUGAAUAGUCUUUUGUUUCCUUUUUUUUUCUUCUCCGAGAAGAUUUAUUGUGUAUAUUUAUGUGGUAUGGCUUCAGAAAUAUUACCACAUGCAUAUACUGUGUGUUGAAUCAGAACUGGAGUUUGUACUGGGAGAAAAACGGUGGCGACUGGGGGACCAUUGCGUGUUUCAGUUCAGACAUUAUCAGAAAAACAAGUCCUCUCUUUAAAGACAAACACUGUUGUUUUUUUUAUAUUCAUAUAUAUAAAGUUUAUAUGAAAAAAACAUAAAGCUAUUAUAAAAAAACAAAACCUUUGAUUAUAAAACUUGAAGAUUUGCACUCACAUAAAAUGCAAGUUAAAAAGAUAAAAAAAAUGUGUUAGAUAUAAUAGAGAUGAAUAUUUUUGUGAUCGUGUGCCUGUGUGUGAGUGAACGCGUCUAUACGCGCAUGUUUGUUCAAGAAAGACGAGUGUGUGCGUUUAAAAACAUACCAGUCUGCACAAUGUAUUUUUUUUUUAAUCGCUUACUUGGACGUAUGAUCAAAAGAGGCCAUUUUUGUCAUUCUGAGUGAAUUGUUUGUUUUCUUUAUGUAUUUUAUAAAGCGAGUGUGUGAAUGCUUGCGUACAGGAGGAACUGUGUGUAUUACUCCUCUUGUAAAUGUGCAGUAUGUGAGGGAAUGAAUGAAUGAAUGAAAGAAAGGAAGGCAGAGAGAGAGGGGGGCAACGGCACAACACAUCCUCUUUCACCAGCCCUUCAUUCCCCAACAAAGAAAGACCUCUAGAUUCAAACACAAAAGCUUUAGCCCAUUUUACGCCAACCAGCACUCUUAGUUUUUGUGGCGGGAGGGAUCGCGAGAGAUGUCUUUCCCUGCCCUCCGCUGCCUCAUCUUUGCCUCUGUGAGGUUUAAGAACAUUAGCAUCAUCAUUUUUGUUUGUGUGAUGUUGAAGAGAAUUUAAUCUUCUAUACUUUUAGGAAAUGGUUACUUGUGGUACGUGUGUGUGUGUGUGUGUGUGUGUGUUUGUGUGUGUGUGUAUGUUUUUUUUUCUGUCCCCACAUGUGUGCCUAAGAACUAAAGGGCGAAUGAUUUGACUUCAUUGCUGCCAUUGAGACAUUAUUUUUUAGAAAAGGGGUGUGGUUUUUGCAAGACUCCGCCCCUACAUGCCUCCCAUGCUUAUGAACCAAGAGCCUAUUUCUGUACAGUUCUAUUGUAGCCUGGGGAUGCUUGGAUGAAAGAAAUGUUUGAUAUUUGGAGGAUGUGACCUAACAUUGCCUUUCUGUCCACUCUCUUGCUCGAGUGACUGAGGUUCUAUUUCUGGCUGAAAAAAACAAACGAAAAAAAAAAAUGAUCGCAACAAACUGUGCAAGUGCACUCAGUGGUGCACACAAAAUGUUUGUAUGUUUUGUUACUCGUUCAUUAUUGUUGUUGUCAAUGACAAUGAUGGUGAUUUAUUUUUUUUCUCUUUCUUUUAAUGUUAUAUAUGAUUCUAUAUGAACAUAAACAAAGUAUUGGACUACAAGGAAGAGCACUUGGGGCUGCUACUUUUUUGUUUGUUUUGAAAAACUUUCCCUGGAAUUAUUAAUAUUAUUUUUUUUUUAUGUUGCCACCAUGUGAAGUGCAUUUGUGUACUUAUUUUUUUUCCUUCUUAAAGCGUUGAAUGUAUUCCAAAUAUGUAAUGGUAUAAAUGGAGUUGCUCAACACAGGAUAUGAAUGCGUAAUCAGCAGGAGGACAUCAACGUAAAGUCGUUCUUGAUGGAAAUAUGUUCGCAAAAACACACUGCCUCUACAAUCCUGUUCAUACAGACUUUGACUAUGAAAACAAGAACUUAAAAGAGAUAUUCUAUUCCAUACUGGAGUUUUGGUUGUUUACAGACUGCACAGACAUUUGUGGGUGCUUUAUUUUUUUUCUCCCCCUUUCCUUUUUGUGGUGAUUGAAUAUUUUGUAGGGGACUUUAAUGGCAUGACGUCAAACCCUUCCUUUGCAUGUGGAUAUGAGCGCAGCCUAUGUAUCUUGCUGACUGAAACAAACUUGGAUCGCUGGAACACAAGUAACGGAAUUACAUCAAAGAUUUUUUCAUGUACCUUUAUCUUACAAACAGGGUGUGUGUUUUUUGUUUUUUUUAAAGAAUCAUUAAGGCGACCAUAUUUUGUUUACUCUUGUUUACUCUUCUUUGCAAUGGAAUCAAAAUGAUCAUCACGACAGAAGAAAUCAGCAUAAAUCAGAUAGCACCUGAUGGUGUACCACUUGGUACACUAAAGUGCAUGUAUUGAAUGCUUUAACAUUUAUUCCCUUUACCCAAUCGUUUUUUUGGCUUGUGGAUUUUUUUGGAUGGACGUAUUGGAUGUUGAUCAGAAGAACAUAUGUAUGACCUCAGAUCUGCCAGAUAAUUCCUUGGACUGUGUGAACGUGUUUUUAUUUUUUUGGUAAUUUUCUUUCUUCCUCCGCCUCCUCUCUGAGGCUGGUUGGGGUGUCAUGGCCAUCAUCUUCUAAGAGAUAAUAAAGGGGCUAGCACUGCCCUCAUGCCCUCACUAUGCACUUUUCAUUUGCUCGAAACUGUGAGGAAUUUUCUUGGGCAUGGAUCGCAUUGACGCAAUGCUAGAUGUCUGCUUUCUGGAUGCCUCUUUGAGUUUUUGGCACCCUAGCAUGAGACUCGCUCUCCUCAAGGUGGCCGUUUUUCAGGCGUUUUUGAAAACGUCACAACAACAAGCUUUACCAGAGACGGAUAAGGGAAAGUUUCAGACUCUUUUGGAGAAAUCCUUGGAAAUUUCCCAUGGAGGAUUUUCACUGAACAAUGUUGAUAUUUAAGACUACACAAACGGCCUCCAAGCUUGGUUACAAUGUGGAGGUUCAGAACAGAUUCACUCAACAGUGUUGUCCGUUAUGUAAAAAGGACUAAAAUGGUCGGUUCAGGGUGCUAGCCUACAUUUGUUUUUUUUUUUUUUUUUUUGUGGACUGGAAUUUCAUUGAUGACUGAAAAAGAGACUUCUUAUUUAAAAAAAGAAAAAGUCUGGAGGGCAGUUUUUUUUUUUCAAUCUCUCGCAUUGGAGAUACAGCUCUACCACCACCUGCUGACUACAUGGCUGAAGUUCACCUUUAGCUUGAAGUGGUUGAGGAGCUACAAGACCGUCUGUUUGAUCUUUGCUGUUCCAGAUGAAGAUGCAUUUCCAUUUCCUCUUCAUUUCCUGUCCUCCACCUUCAAAAGAAAAUCCCAGCGUGUGGAAUCCAGACAGCACACGUAAUGAAGACCGCACGAUGAGGAGGACGUGGAGAGCUGCAGUUUCAAUAUUCAGACUACUAAGAGGAAAAGGAGAGGACUGUGUAUGCUGGAAACGCUGAACUAUGAGAUCUCCAACCUGCACAGCAUAGUUCUGCUGGAGCGCAGCCAGGGUUCACUUUCCAAACACACCAUCACUCAAAUACACCUGCAUACACACAUUCGAGAAUGAAAUGAUAACUUAUACACCUACUGACAUGGCAAACACAAUCCCACUACACUUCAUUCUGGCUGCCUUGUAAAUAAUGUAUAUAAUCCAAUCCCUUCUCCUUUUCUCUGUUGGGUUUUGAGGAUUGUUUCUUUCUUUUAAGUUUAGUUGUCCCUCCCCCCUUCCUCUCUUUUAUGACAUGCCUUAACAGUUGAGUUCUGCCUAUGAAGGCACACUUAAAGACGUGUAAACAAAAGAAGUGUUAACAGUCAGCGAGAGUAGCUCUGUGACAUAAUAGUGUGUGAUUUUAUUUAAGAAACCCUGGAAACAUUAAUAACCUGCAAAAUGAUUAUUAUAACAUUACAAAUGACCUUAGGUGUGACUGGAUGAGUAUUCACAAUGAUGGAGCCUGUCAAAACGACAAGUUUUUGGCUUUGUAUUGUCAAUAUGAGAAGCAAAAGUGGUAAAAGAAAUAGUUUUGCUCAUCUCUUUCAGCCUUUACUGAGCUAAAGAUCAGAAUGGAUUUGAUUUGAUCAUUAUCUGUAUAAGGUAGUGCUCUCUUAAAGGGACAGUUUACCCAAAAAUGAAAAUUCUGUCAUCAUUUACACAUUGUACAUCACUUGCUCCAUACUGUUAAACACAAAGGAUGAUAUAUACUGAAUUAAAACAGCCAUUUACUUCCAUUGUAUUUUUAAAAUUCCUACUAGUGAUGUUAAUGGCUGUUUUUUGCGACAUACUUUAGAAUAUCUUGUUUUGUGUUGAACAGAGGAAAGCAAUUCUUAAAAGUUUAGAACCACUUGAGUCUGAGUAAAUGAUGUAGACGUUUUUAUUUUUGGGUGUACUAGGCCUUUAAGAUGAAUAAAGUAGUGUAAUGUUGCAGGUCAGAUUAAACUAGGUGCCGAAUGUCUUUGCUGGUAUGCAAAAAUCCAUGUUUUAAAAUGUUAACGAUGAUCAAAGUAUGUGUUUCUUAUAUUUAUUGAUUCAGUCAGUGUGAAUGGCAACAGUACUGCACUGAGGCCGUUUGCUUGUGUUAAAAUCAUCCGCUGAAUUACAUUGGGAAUGGCUCGCUGUAAAUCAGCACUGCAUAAUGAGAACUUGUUCAUCGCCAGUCAUCCUUGCGGUCACGCAUAUAAGGUGGAUGUCUUCUGAAAUUUGCAGUAAAAAAAAUAGGUCAUAAACCAUUUGACAAUAAUGUUUGAAAAUUCCUGGUGUAAAUAGUUUUUGGGGUUUCUGGUUUGUUUGAAGAAAAGUAAUAAAUACUUUAAGAAUAAA